GAUUAAGAUGGCGGCGGCAUUGACGUACCAUCCAGCGGUUAAUUUAAAAAAUGACUUUCGGCCAAUCAGAAUCAAGUAUUCAACGGCUUCGUAGGACUAUGUUAGCGAAUGUGUCUUUUGUAGGAAUCUGUGAGUCUGUAAAGCUCUUUCUGACCGAGUUUCAUGUGUUUUCCAAUAAAAUGGAGGCUGAAGUCAUGGCUGAAGUGCAUCUGUGCUCGAGCUGGACUUAUUUACUCUGUUUUUCCACCUCUAUGUAACGCUAUAAUCCUCAGAGCUGAUUCUGAUCUCUGACUCUGAAUUUCUGUCGUGUUAAAGAUUAACUGGCGGUUUGUUUUGUUGAUGAACUCAUUGAAACUGAUCAAACAGUGCUGAUCCUCAUAUAAACAGCAGGAGCACGCGCAUUUACUCACAGCACUGACGACUCUCAACAGCGAUGUCUUCAGCAUCAGACAUCAGUCCUCUGAGCACACACGUGCUGAACACCGGCGAUGGGGUCCCGGCUCAGAGGAUGACCCUCAGUCUGCACCGGCUGGAGCCCCGCAUCACCGUCUGGAGCCUCGUCACCGUCGGGAGCACGAAUGAGGACGGCCGCUGUCCAGGCCUGAUCAGCAGAGACGCCUUCACUCCAGGAAUGUACAAGAUGCGCUUCGAGACGCAGCAGUACUGGGAGAGUCUGGGUCAGUCCAGCUUCUACCCCUAUGUGGAGAUCAUCUUCACAAUAACAGACGUGGAUCAGAGGCUUCAUGUGCCGCUGCUGAUCAGCAGAUUCUCCUACAGCACAUACAGAGGCAGCUGAGAUGACAAGCACAGGGCCGCAUUCACCAAACAUUUUCCUAUAUGAACCUGUGUACAGACAAACCGAGUAAACAGAGAACAGUCUGCAGCUGAGUGGGGGCGGGGUUUACUGCUUUUCUGUGAGUGAUGUCAUAACACAGAGAGGGGGAGGAGCCUCUGAUAGAUUUGAUUCAUUGAAGUAACAGAGCCCAAUUUUAAGUUUCCUUAUUCAAAUAAACGAGUCAACAUCCGAAUACUGCCCUGUUUAAAUAAAGAUUUUAAAAUGCAGAUUAAUUGCACUGCAAAAGUAUGUUCCUUGCUUUUAAUGUUUUGGACAUUCUAUAAACAUUGUCUUGCAGUGUUAAGUUAGUGUAUUUUCUUAGGAGAUAAUUGACUAUAUUUUCAUUUAUUCUCCUCUGUUUAAUUUAGAAGCUACUUUAAUUCUAAGAUGUUUUGUAAGAGCGAGCUCAGUCUAUUACACACCACAGCGUUACUUUCUGAAUGGACAUUUAAAUGUAAUAUUUGGAUUUAUUAUUUUCAUUCUAUAAAAAUAAAGUUUUAUGAACACAAUUUAGUGUUUGUUGAA
This is a messenger RNA of Danio rerio (zebrafish), 1360 nucleotides long. RefSeq names its product urate (5-hydroxyiso-) hydrolase b (gene urahb). The record is from RefSeq and is marked validated. NCBI's taxonomy places the organism in Eukaryota, Metazoa, Chordata, Actinopteri, Cypriniformes, Danionidae. Gene Ontology annotation, molecular function: hydroxyisourate hydrolase activity. Gene Ontology annotation, cellular component: peroxisome. Gene Ontology annotation, biological process: purine nucleobase metabolic process.